Molecule: messenger RNA, 855 nt
Organism: Mycetomoellerius zeteki
Lineage: Eukaryota; Metazoa; Arthropoda; Insecta; Hymenoptera; Formicidae
Exons: 3
Source: RefSeq, a predicted model, not a curated record
UAAAGAAACUGUACUGAAUCCCAACCACAAUUUUAUAAAAAUGGGACGUUAAAUAUACAAAUAAUACAAAUAAUAAUCUUUCUUUCAAUGAACAUUCCACAUUUCAAGUAAUCCGUAAAAAUGCAAUUUUCUAAUGAUCAAGACGUGUGCCUCUGUCCCUCAAUAACCCAUCCGCCUUGUCCAUCAUCAUCUUCGUCACAUUCACUGGUUAAGAAUGCUUGUUCAAAAUAUUAUCAAGAGAUUGGAGCUGAGAUGAUUAGCAAUCAGCUGAUUAUUAGAUUAGAGAAAGAUAAAAAUAAGUCGAAAAGGAAACGGGAAGAAUGGGAACCACCUUGCGACUGCGUUGAAAUUCAGAGACCGACGAGCAAAACAGGCCCCAAAAUAAUCAAUGCCGAUUAUGACGAUCGCAUUAUAUUUCGCGUUCAUUCGGCAUAUCGUUUAUAUGAAAAAGAAGAUCCUUAUAAAUCGCAAACUAUUGCCUACAAAAUCGGAUCAUGCAACGAUGGACAGCAAGAUAAUCAUCAAUGCAAGACCAUCACUGUCUAUCCUCAAUUUAGUUCGGGAACACAAGAAGUGUACAGCGAUCAUAUAAGAGAAGGCGAUCAAGAUAUCUUUUUAUUAAGGAUUAAAAAGAAAGCAGAAUACUCUGAACAGAAAAAUAGAAAUGUCGAACUCGAACUCAGAACACCUAAACCGCCGCCAAUACCGUCACCGUCAUCUGUACUUGCAUCUGCAGUUGCACCACUGCAAACCAAUGAUGACGUACAAGUAGAAGAUGAAAAGGAAUCGGAUGUGGUAGAGGAAAAUGCAGAGCAGCCAGUAAGCGUAAAAGAAAAAAAACACAAACGAAAGAAG